Messenger RNA from Postia placenta MAD-698-R-SB12, 1947 nucleotides. RefSeq lists its product as hypothetical. The record is from RefSeq and is a predicted model, not a curated record. The transcript is spliced from 8 exons. Bases 1 to 1947 code for a protein of 648 amino acids. Lineage: Eukaryota; Fungi; Basidiomycota; Agaricomycetes; Polyporales; Adustoporiaceae.
AUGUCGAACCCUCCGCGCGAGAUUGGAACCCUCAUUGUUGUAAUCCUCAAGGCGAGAAAUCUACCAAAUAAACGUCACAUUGGGAAACAAGAUCCUUACUGCACGGUGGUGCUCAAUGGAGAGAAGAGGAGGACGAAAGCGAUCCGGAAGGGAGGCCAACAUCCCGAGUGGGACGAAGAGAUCCGUUUCACAGUGUACGAGGAUCCCAAUGGCGAACCGACGCGUACUGUCAAUGGUGAUGGAACACCACCUCCACCACCUCCCAAGAGUGUUGUAAAAGGCCCUCCGAAGAUUCAAGGUGGUUGCUUUAUGGCACUGGCAUGCUAUGCAGAAGACCUCCGUGAACCAGAUCUCAUAGGGGAGACGAAAGUAGACUUGACCGAGGUUCUCACCAAGGGUGAAACGGAUGAAUGGUUCACUCUCAUGUACAAAGAGAAGUACUGUGGCGAGGUUUACCUAGAGUUGACAUUCUGGUCGAAUGAACCAGAACCCAAGAAGAAAAACUCGACCAAGCCAAAGGGGCAAAAGCAGUACGGAGGUCCCGGCUCGUUUGUUCCUGCAGGAGAGCCCUCCUCUCAAACCGACUUGGACGUUCCACCGUCGCUCCGACCUUCCCACUCGGUCGCCCAGCUUGGGUUAUACGUCGCUCCCUAUGAAACCUCGCGAUCCCGUCACUCAGUAGCGGACAGCCUCACGAGCAGCUUCUCAGAGCUAGGUAUCGUAGACCAAGGGAGCAGGAGACAGAGUUUUCCUCCUCAACAUACUGGAUAUCCACCCGGCCCCGCGUCGUCCGUCGGAUUCCAGGAUCAGCAAGUAGUGUCUCACCAAACAUCGUUUAGUUUCCAGCAGCCAGCAUACUCCGAAGGGUCUGGGUCGUAUUCGUACCCAUCAGAUGUGCCUGCACAUUCUACGGGAGCGUCAUAUCAUCAGAGCACGAUGUCCAUGAGCCACGAUCCUUACCAGCCUCCGUACGAAACGACGCAUACACCUCCCUCUAGCUAUCAGCCACCUCCGUCUAUCGCGCACUCAUCGGCGCCUACCCCCGCACCAGCCGGGUAUGGCCCCCCGGUGCGGAUACCUAUCCCGUCUUCGAGCUUCUCGGGCUUGACACAGCCGCCGGUGGGCUCUUCGGGAUUCGUGCCUUCGGGCCCACCACCACCUUCGACAAAUUACCACCAAUCUGUUCCACAGCUCCCACCAUCGUCGAACGGGUUCCCUUACCAGCAGUAUGCGCCUCAUCCGCACGGGACGUUCAGUCCGCCCAUUCCAGGACAGCAAGGAUCGUACAACCCUCCGCAGAUAUCAUCACCCACAUCGUACAAUGGACCGGCCAGUCCUGCUCUCGCGAGGGCGCCUUCCGGGUCGUUUAGCACCCAAGGAAGCCAAACAGGCUUGUACACACAAUCCACAGGUGGGUCGGCCCUGUUGUAUAACCAGCAGACUGGUGCCCAGCCCGGAUCGUACAAUCCCCCUGGGCCCCAGCCUGCGAGUCUCUAUAACUCGAUCCCACCUCCGCCACCGCUUCCGCGUCAUCGGAGCGUGUCGCCCGCCCCGUAUCAACCAAACGGCCAGGCGCAGGCCCUUGGCCCAUCGCCAACGGUUCCGCCGCAGUCGCAGUUCCAGCCACCAGUGCAGAAUGGCCUUGUUCCACCACAGCAGAUGAUAUCCAGGCGGCCGAGCCUCCCCUCUCCUCCUAACAUGGGAUAUAACCAACCACAGUACGCAUACCAGGCUCUUCCGCCCCCUCCUCCACCCCCCAAUAUGCCUCCUCACGCACAAUACGAGCCCAUAUCGACCUUGCCAUCUGGCAGUCAGAGCCAGACGUUCAAUCCCGGCCCCCUUCCACGACCACCCGCGCAACCCAACGGACAACCCCAGUACAUUCCACCCUCGUUAAACCAGCCUUCCUGGGGGACAUGGUCACCUCCAAUUGAACCUGGCUGGUGA